This is a messenger RNA of Vanessa atalanta (red admiral), 2667 nucleotides long. RefSeq lists its product as uncharacterized. The record is from RefSeq and is a predicted model, not a curated record. The transcript has 17 exons. NCBI's taxonomy places the organism in Eukaryota, Metazoa, Arthropoda, Insecta, Lepidoptera, Nymphalidae. The coding region runs from base 53 to 2629 and encodes 858 amino acids.
AUUAUAUAAAUAGGUUUCAAUUUAUUUUUUGUUUUAUUUAUUUUUAAUCAAAAUGGAAGUAAUAGAGGAUGGUAAUAUUAUGGACAGGAUACCUAUCCUGUUGCAACGAGACUUAGAAUAUUAUCAGAAAAAUCAAACAGUGUUAUCUGAAAACAUUUGUCGGAGUGUAGUUGGAGGAAGGUUAGACUUCCCGAGGAGUGCAUCAUUUGCUGCUGUUAAAAUUGUAUUAUGGCUGGAAGAAGAAUUCACUAUUGCCUUUCAGCAUGGCUCGGGGAUGUUUGUUACAUUAGAUGAUGAAAAACAAGAUGGUGGUGUUGCCAAAACAUCAGAUCCUGAUAAAUUUGCACAAUUAGCUACUAAAUCAAGUGAUGCUCUGCUGGAACAUCUUCAUGUCCUUGCCCAAGAAGCACUCGAUCAUGCAGACUUACCAGUACUAACGGCUACUUUAGGAGCUGCAGCUCUCUUGAAGAACACUCUCUUUUGCUACGUCCAACACGUUGAAGACUCUGGCAAUUCUGAAAGACAUUCAAUAUUACAAGCUUGUUACAAGCGCUACAGUACAAUGUCGGAAGCUGUGGGCGAAAGAGUGCUCGAUCUUCACAACCGCGUUCUAUCCCUGUAUAUACUGCAAGAUUCAGGCGGUAGACCGAUAGACGACCAGUCUAAUGCUGUAUACGAAUCUGGUACACCGUCGGUUCAAGGAUGGUGGUUGUAUAUGAACGGUAGCAAAAAAGAUCUAUGGGAUACGGUUCCACCGAAGAUGGCACAGAGAAUAUUUGCCGGCAUGUUGAAUGAAACUCUUACAAUACUCACAGUCCGAUAUUGCCAGACGAACACGACGUCUGCGACGACGCCCCUCCUUAUAAACGACAUACUGAACAUUCUUCUCUGUGUCGCGCAACUGUUGCCCGCGAUAUGUUCGGACGGCUCGGACUUGUCCGGCUUGGAAUCUUCCAAGCAGUCACGUGACGUGAGGGACGUUCACGCGAAAUGCAAUGAAUUGUUCAAGUGCAUGGCAUACAGGGGUUCGGAUUUGCAUUUUUUACACCAGAUAUUUACAGAAGAAGAAACAAAUCUCACCAAAGAUACCGCUUAUCCUUGGUUCACGUUCGUAAGUCCGAACCUGUUUGACGGGCUCAACGACAAGACGGCGAAGACUACACAGGAUUUGUCUACAAAAACUGCAUUAGGGUUGGAAUUUAUGGUCCUUUUGGCGCAACCGCAGCCGUCUUGGGCUUUAGUCGUCAAGGUGCUUAUGAUGCGAAAUUGUCACUUAUCCAGUAUUCUAUUGAUUGAUGCGAUGCGUAACAUGUCUAAGGAUAAUUCCCGUUGGCCAGCCGACGGCCUGUGGUACAAUGUGAGCGGCUGCCAGGAGAAGUGUGAAGGAUUUUUGUGUACCGCUGAUGGUUUUUGUAGAUUCAAAGGCGAUAAUGAUGCGGGCGAGGAAUACGCUCGCGCGGUCGGCGCGCUGACCAACGUGUUGGUGACGAUCGGAAGUAAAUCUGAAUUAAAGUCCACGCUCUGUUACGCUUUGGAAAUCUCGGCUCGAGAAUGGGCUGCUUGUUUGGACAAAAGACAGGUCUGGUGUGACCGUAGACCGCCAUGGCUGGCAGGUCUGUUGUCGGUAGUUGGCACAUCCUUGCAAUUCGUUCCACCCAUACUCGUUAACGCGGUACUGACGGGCGCCUCUAUGUACCAGACCAUGUCAUUAUGUCUCACGUGCAUAUCAAGAAUGCUAGACUGUAUCCCCCGUUGUUUUAUAAACGCAGCGGCCAUAUUGGAAGGUGUCCUGCCUUCGAAGGUGAAUCCAGUCGGUGGGUCAGUAUUACUGCAAUUGUUGGUGACGAUAACGUAUGAGGAGUUACAGAAGUGGGCCAAGAUAGAAAUGAUCAAGGAGAAGAAUGUUUCCAAUGGCGAUGCUCAUGAUAUGAAUGUCAGACAAAACAACACGAAGUCGAAGCAAGUACGGACUGUGACUUUCAAUCGGACGAUGACAUCUUCUUCGGUCUCAUUCGACGGUAGUCACAGUUCACCAUCUUCCAUAGCGCUUGCUAUCGCGGAAGCCCUGUGUUCAAUUGACGAAGACCAUAAACACACGUCAGAAAUAGAAAAUUUGGUUAUUCAGACAAAGAGGCCUUAUUUCUUAAGUGAAAACUUCGGACUUGAAGAUUUUCCUGAAUUCGCAGAGUUCUUUGAAGAGGGUAACGUGCCAGCGUCGGAUGCCGAGCGGGCGAGCGACGCCGCGGCUCUGACCAGUCGGAUACUCAUGACCUCGGCGGGGAGGGACAGCUUGAGAGUGAUCUACGAACAUCUACAAUUGCACUCAGAAAGGAUUUUCACGGAGUUGGCCUUACAGAAGCAAUCUGAUACGGGAAUAUCAUUGAACAAGGCGCCUCUGCUGUACAUAAUGUUUCAUAUUGGAAAACGACCGUUUGAUCAGUACCUUCAAGGAGACUGGACGAUGCCUUGGAGUAAACUGGUCACGCUCGCGAAGGCCUGGUCGGGAGUGGAGGGAGCCAAAGUACACGUCAACCGCCGGACCGACAUACGCAACGCUAAGACCAGCAAGGACAAGCGAGUCCUGGAGCUGUAUAGUGUGUUCAAGUCACCGCCAGAGGGCCUUUUGUAGAUUAUAAAAGAUAUACCUUUCAAUAGUUAUGGCUUCCU